GCCCCGCCGCCGCCGCCCGUUCGGCACAAUGGGGGCGUAGCGGCCGGCGGGGGGGGGGCGGCGGCGGCGGCGGUGGCGGGCGGGGAAGCGGCGGCGGAGCACGGGGGAGCCCGGUGGCGGUGCCGGCGGGCGGCAUGGUGCAGCGAUCCGCACGGGGCCGGGGCGCGGAGGGUCGGCGGGAGCCGUGCCCCCCGGUUCCCGGUCGAGCGUCGGAACCGGCGUGGUGCAAGACGCCCAGCGGGCACAUCAAGCGGCCCAUGAACGCCUUCAUGGUGUGGUCGCAGCACGAGCGCCGCAAGAUCAUGGACCAGUGGCCCGACAUGCACAACGCCGAGAUCUCCAAGCGCCUGGGCCGCCGCUGGCAGCUCCUGCACGACUCCGAGAAGAUCCCCUUUGUCCGCGAGGCCGAGCGCCUGCGCCUCAAGCACAUGGCCGACUACCCCGACUACAAGUACCGGCCGCGGAAAAAGGGCAAGGUGGGCGCCGCCGCCGCUCGCCCGCGCCUCCCGGUCAAGAUCAAGCCCUCGGUGCUCGGCCGCGUCCCCGCCGGGCGAAGGCAGCACGCCAAGCCGUCCGCCGGCCCCGAACCGGGCGCGCCGCGGGAGCCGGAUGCCGAGGUGCCCGCCGAGGACUGCCCCACGGCUCCCGGCACGGCCGCCUGGCCCCCGGUGCCCGCCGGCGAGCGCAGCCCCGCCGAGCCCCCCGCGCCCCCCAGCCCCGCCGCCGCCGGUGCUGAGCCGGGGACGUCCCCGGAGAGCGGGACGCCCUCGCCCAUGUCGGCCGGGUCGCCGCCCUCCUCCUUCAGCUCCUCCGACGAGGAGCUGGAGGAAGAGCUGCUGGGCGUCGUGCCCGGCCGGGCCCCCGCCAGCACGGCCUGCGGCGCCCUGGACUGGUGCGGCUUCGACAAGGACCUCGACCUCUUCCCGCGGGGAGGCUCCUCGCACUUCGAGUUCCCGGACUAUUGCACGCCCGAGGUGACGGAGAUGAUCGCGGGGGACUGGCUCAUGUCCAGCAUCUCGGACUUGGUCUUUACCUACUGAGUGCCGCGCUCUGCAGACAUUCGUGCGGAGGCGCCUGUGCCGCGGGGGAUCCCCUGCCCGCAGCCACCCCGCGCCCUGGUGCCAGCAGCGAGCCCAGGCCGGGGCCAAGCCGUGCCCGGGGCAGCCCAGCUGGGAUUUAGCACCCGUGGGGCACCCUUGGAGCCUGCGCCCGUGCCAGGCUGGCUCCCUGUGGCCAAGCAGAGCCGGGUCCCACCGUGCCCAGCUGCCGUGUGCUGUGCCAGCAGCGAGCAUGCAGGCAGGGCUCUGGGAAGGGCUGCUGCGGGAGAUCUGCCUGAAGCCAGCCCCCGAACGGGGCCGCCGGCAGCGAUGCUGGCGGGUUUGCGGGCUGCGGGCAGCGCUCCGGCACGGCGAUGCUCCGCGAUGCGCCCUGGUGUCGGCCGUGCCGUGAGCACGGGCUUCACCGCAGAGCACCGCCGCCGAGCUUCCCAGCAGGGCAGGUCCUGCCGCAGAGGCUCCCCCAGCCGGGUUUUUUUCUUUGCUUUUCCUAAUGGCUCCUUCCGCAGCGAUCCGCCUCCUGCCGCUGCCUGCGAGCACGUGGCCGCGGGGCCGGCCGGCGGCAGGGUGGGCUGCGCGGGCAGGGGGCUGCGCUCAGGGAGGGCUGGGCUGCCCGGGGCGGGUGGUGGGGGCCCCGAGC
Molecule: messenger RNA, 1695 nt
Organism: Oxyura jamaicensis (ruddy duck)
Lineage: Eukaryota; Metazoa; Chordata; Aves; Anseriformes; Anatidae
Gene: SOX12
Product: SRY-box transcription factor 12
Exons: 2
Coding region: 135-1040 (301 amino acids)
Biological process (GO): negative regulation of transcription by RNA polymerase II; cell differentiation; positive regulation of transcription by RNA polymerase II
Molecular function (GO): RNA polymerase II cis-regulatory region sequence-specific DNA binding; DNA-binding transcription factor activity, RNA polymerase II-specific
Source: RefSeq, a predicted model, not a curated record